AACUAAUGCCAAUUGCCAAUGGUCGUUUGUCGAUGCGUUGUACUUGUAGUAUAAAUUGUAUGGCAUUAAUUUUGUUUUAUAGUUUUAUUCUGUAGUUUUGCUUUGAUUGAAAAAUAAUAUCAACUUCACUAUUGUGGUUUACGGAUCAUGGCUGUGUCUAAAACAACUAACACAUACAAUCGUCAAAACUGGGAAGAUUCUGAUUUUCCGAUUUUAUGUCAGACAUGUCUCGGCGAUAAUCCCUACAUUCGCAUGACAAAAGAAAAGUACGGUAAAGAGUGUAAAAUAUGCGCCCGUCCAUUUACCGUUUUUCGUUGGUGUCCCGGAGCAAGAAUGCGCUUUAAGAAAACAGAGAUUUGUCAAACUUGUUCUAAAUUGAAGAAUGUUUGUCAGACUUGUCUACUAGAUCUUGAAUAUGGGUUGCCAAUUCAAGUAAGAGAUGCUGCACUUAAAGUGCAGGAUGACUUACCUCGCAAUGAAGUCAAUAAGGAAUAUUAUAUACAAAAUCUAGAUAGCCAAAUGUCUAAGUUUGAUCCAACACAGCCUAGUAAUUCUGCAUUGAAAUCGAAGGGUUCCUCAGACCUAUUGUUACGCCUUGCAAGAACUGCUCCAUACUAUAAACGCAACAGACCUCAUGUUUGUUCAUUUUGGGUCAAAGGAGAGUGUAGAAGAGGCGAAGAAUGUCCCUAUAGGCAUGAAAAGCCAACAGAUCCAGAUGAUCCACUGGCAGAUCAAAACAUCAAGGACAGGUAUUAUGGUGUGAAUGAUCCUGUGGCUGAAAAGUUGAUGCGACGAGCAGCCGCAAUGCCAGCCUUACCACCCCCCGAGGACCGUACAGUAACUACACUAUAUAUUGGUAACCUUCCUGAGAAUAUACUUGAAGAGGAGUUGAGAGGACACUUUUAUCAAUAUGGAGAGAUCAGGUGUCUAACUUUAGUGCCAAGAGCUCAAUGCGCAUUUGUGCAAUACACAACUCGUAGUGCUGCCGAGCACGCCGCUGAGAAAACAUUUAACAGGCUGGUAAUUGCUGGGAAAAGACUUACCAUCAAAUGGGGAAAAUCACAAGGUCGGCAAGGCACAAAUGAGAAGAGUGAUCCUCAGCCAGCCCUGGAGCCAGUUCCUGGCUUACCUGGAGCCCUACCUCCGCCGCCCGCCUUCCUACAUCCAUUCCCACCACAGAUGCCUCCACCCCCAAACCGCCCGAACGAUUUUUUCAACCUACACCACUACGGCGGCGGAUGGGGCCCAUGGCCACUCCACUACCCCAGCCAAGAUCCUGCACGCCUUGGACACGCUCAUGCCAACCCUCCACAGACCUAGCAAUGCUGCGUGCCUCAGUCGAGCUGCUUUAUUAGAAUGUAGUAUUUGCUGGACUGUAAACGUAGCAUAUUGUACUGUAGGUAAGGGGUCGUCAAUUAAUCACGUGAGGUACAAUAAAAAAAAACAAAACAAAAAACCAACAAACAUCUGUAACCUUAAUGUCUUUGUAGAAAUGUGUAUAUUUGUAGGCUUAAUUUUUUAAAAGUAAUAUUGAAAAUUUCAAUGGAGGGGUUUACUCUAAAACCUCAUCACAUUAAAAGUUACUGAAACCAUCAGGUCAAUAAUGGACGACUCCUUAGGAUGUCUCAGGUCUGGGUUUGUCAGCAGAGCUUAUCUAUCUGUAUGUGAACCUCGCAUUUUGUGACACAAUUAUUCUUUUUAUUAAGUUCAUACACUUGUAUUUUUCGUUUUUAUUGUAUAUUCUAAAAUUUACUAAACUCACGUGUUUUUGUAAAGCCAAAUUCAAUUAUGUUAUUUACGAAACAUAAUAUUGUUUGGAAUGACGAAACAUAGAAAUAAAAUAAUAUCGUACAAUUAAUUUAGGUGACGUUACAUUUGUAAUAACUCUAAUUUUAGUUUAAUCGAAACAUAUUUUUGUUAUUAUUAGAUGUAUUAUAUUUUGUGUUUUUAACAAAUGCAAUCGAUAUAAAAUGUUUCACCUGAAAAAUUUGUACUUUGUAUUUUUCUCCUUUACUUGUACGUGUAUAUAUUUGUAUUUUUUUCUGUUGUAAUUUGUCUUCAUUAUAUAAUAAAUGUAAUUUUUAAUUUA
Molecule: messenger RNA, 2089 nt
Organism: Melitaea cinxia (Glanville fritillary)
Lineage: Eukaryota; Metazoa; Arthropoda; Insecta; Lepidoptera; Nymphalidae
Product: pre-mRNA-splicing factor RBM22
Exons: 7
Coding region: 148-1320 (390 amino acids)
Cellular component (GO): U2-type catalytic step 1 spliceosome; Prp19 complex; U2-type catalytic step 2 spliceosome
Molecular function (GO): pre-mRNA binding; U6 snRNA binding; metal ion binding
Source: RefSeq, a predicted model, not a curated record